Molecule: messenger RNA, 2958 nt
Organism: Nerophis lumbriciformis (worm pipefish)
Lineage: Eukaryota; Metazoa; Chordata; Actinopteri; Syngnathiformes; Syngnathidae
Source: RefSeq, a predicted model, not a curated record
AUGAUGGCGGAUGCCAGCGACAUGUUGGCAGCUGCUCUUGAGCAGAUGGAUGGCAUUAUAGCAGGAUCCAAGGCUCUCGACUACUCCAAUGGGUUGUUUGAUUGUCAGUCGCCGAGCUCUCCUUUCAUGGGCAAUUUACGGGCUCUUCACCUUUUGGAAGACCUUAGAGGCAUCCUGGAGCUGCUGGACAAUGAUGGACGGAACAGUCUUCGCUGCCAAAUCCCUGACUCAACAGCUGAAAGUCUGGUCGAGUGGCUUCAGGGUCGCAUGUCCAAUGGGCACCUCUCUGUUGGAGGGGGUGACCACUAUCAAGAGAGGCUUACCCGACUUGAGAGUGAUAAGGAGUCCCUGGUGCUUCAGGUCAGUGUGCUAACCGACCAGGUGGAUGCUCAGGGGGAAAAGAUUCGGGACCUCGACUUGUGCUUGGAUGAGCACAGGGAGAAGCUCAACACAACAGAAGAAAUGCUACAACAGGAACUUUUGUGCCGAACAGCCCUCGAAAACCAAAAGAUGGAGCUUGUAUCUGAGUUGUCCAAUCUGAAGUUAAAACUAAAUUCCUUUCAGAAAGAGAGACUGGACUUUGAUGAACGAUUUCGGGACAGUGAGGAUUUAAUUCUGGAGUUGAAUGAGUUGCGAUACAGAAUGACUGAGCUGGAGAGUGAAAAGCAACAAUAUGAAAAGAAUCUUAAAACAACAAAGUCUUUAAUGGCCAAGCUUUCUAGCCAGAAAAUCAAAAUGGGCCAGAUGCAGUAUGAGAAACAGAGGAAGGAGAACAAAGUACAGGCUCUGAAGGAGGAGCUCGUCAAACUGAGAAGGCAACUAGAGGGCAAAGACAAAGAGGGCAAACUACAGGACGAGACGGGCUUCAAAGUCAUGGCCUCAAGCAGUAUUGAUCCUACUGAGAGAGAUGAAACUCUUAGAAAGAGGCUGAAGGAAAAACAUGUGGAAGUGCAGCGAAUGAAGAAAGCGGUUGAAUCGUUGACAGUGGCAAAUGAACAGAAGGACCAUAAGAUUGAGGAACUCAAGCAGUCACUGAUGAGGUACAAGAAAGUUCAAGACAUGGUGAUGUCAGUGCAAGGAAAAAAAGAGAUUUCUAAUGAGAAUGUGGGGUGUCAUGCUGAUGGCUCCACUUCAUGCUUGUCAUCAAACUAUGUUUCUACAGACCCAAAUGAGCUUACAGAUGGUGAAGAGCAAAGGAAAAACCCAAAUGAGCUGGAGAUCCUCAACGGGCUCUGUGAGGAUGGUUCACCCUCGUCCAGCUCUUCUUAUCGUGAGCAAGCCACAGACCCUUCAGCUACAGAUGUGGAUAGUGGUCAAGAUACAAGCAAGUCUGUCGGCCAUGAACUUGUGGAACGAAGCAAUACGGAUAAGAACACACGUGUGGACAUCACACAAACGGUUGACAAGCCACCAGCAAGUUCCCCCGCAGUCUCGCUUAUAACCACAGAUGACGACAGCUUUGGCUCCAAAAAGGCCCGCUCAUCUUUCGGAAAGGGCUUCUUCAAGCUACGUGGAGGCAGGAAGACUGGAAAUUCCCAGAAUCUUGACCGCAGCCGCAGUGCGAGCGCACCUAUGCUAGCUGAGACUGAGCGGCAAGGCACUGAUCACCUAGAUCUGGCCGGGCUGCCUCAGAGGUCGGCCAACAGCGACAGCACUCACACUCUUCCCACCACCCCAGAUGACAAGAAGAAGUCAAAAGGAAUUAAGAAACUAUUUGGCAAACUUAAGAGAAGCCAGUCCACAACAUUUAACCUAGAUGACAACCCGCCAGUUGGGGAUUUUAAAAGAGGGGGAGUGCGAGCCACAGCUGGACCAAGACUAGGUUGGUCUCGUGACUUCCAGCGAGUCAACAAUGACGUGGAUGCCCCCUUCGCACGCUGGUCGAAGGACCAGGUAUGUGACUGGCUGCAAGAGCAAGGUCUUGGCCUGUACGUCAACAUGGCACGUGUGUGGAUCUCCUCAGGACAGACCUUGCUUCAGGCCUCCCAACAGGACCUGGAAAGGGAGCUGGGCAUCAAAAACCAGCUGCACCGGAAGAAGCUGCAGCUGGCUCUGCAGGCUCUUGGCUCAGAGGAAGAAGAUAACAAGGGAAAGCUAGACUACAACUGGGUGACAAGGUGGCUGGAUGACAUCGGGCUGCCACAGUACAAAACCCAGUUUGAUGAGGGAAGAGUAGAUGGUCGCAUGCUGCACUACAUGACAGUGGAUGACUUGCUUUCUAUGAAGGUGGGGAGCGUCCUGCACCACCUCAGUAUCAAAAGAGCCAUCCAAGUACUGCGCCUCAACAACUACGAGCCAAACUGUUUGCGGCGCAGACCAUCUGAUGAGAACAAUAUUACACCUGCAGAGAUUUCUCAAUGGACCAACCACAGGGUCAUGGAGUGGCUGCGCUCCGCCGAUCUGGCCGAAUACGCUCCCAAUCUGAGAGGAAGUGGCGUGCACGGAGGCUUGAUGGUGCUAGAGCCUAGAUUUAAUGUGGAGACCAUGGCCCUAUUGUUGAACAUACCCCCCAACAAGACGCUACUGCGUCGACACUUGGCAACACAUUUCAACCUGCUUGUUGGUUCAGAAGCACAGCAACUCAAACAAGAAUGUCUAGAAAACCCGGAUUACACUCUACUGACGGCCACCACCAAGGUCAAGCCGAGGAAACUGUCGUUCGGUAACUUCAGCAGUCUCAGGAAGAAAAGGCAGGAGGAGAACGAGGAAUACGUUUGUCCAAUGGACGUGGAGAUGCCAAAAGGACGAAGUUUUCAAAAAGGCUUUGAGCUCCAGAUUUAUGAGGAUGACCUCGAUAGACUGGACCAUAUGGAUGACUCCGAGGGAACUGUCAGACAAAUUGGCGCUUUCUCUGAAGGAAUCCAGAACCUGACGAGCAUGCUGAAAGAAGACGAAUUUUUCAAGGAGAUGUCCCACUCCCCCAACCCCAGCGUGACAGAUGACGAUUCCACUGCCUGA